AUGGCUCCGUUUCCAUCUCCACUCGAACGCUUUGUUGCUUCGGCUUUGCUCGUCCUGGCCACCACCCCUCCGAAGCUCUGUUUGGACGACGAUCGCGAGUUGGUGAGGGAGCGAAGCAAGAUCGAGAAUUGCAGAGAGAGCUCGGUUUCUGGGGAUUCCAAUAAGUCGUUCUCGUCGUUGAUCACCACAUGCGAGGUUUCUACGGAGGAGAUUCGAGCUCGUAAGAUCAGAAUCGUGGCGCUUGCUGCUCUUCGUCGUGGGAUGAAGCUCAAGAGUGUGCGGAGAAGUCGCUCCAAGACGCAAACAAGCUGGAAGACCGUCUCUGGAUCGUCGGCGACGGCGUCGUUCCGAUCUGAGACCACCGCGGAGUCUUCGUGCGUGUCCACCAGCUCCAGUGCGGCUUCAAGCGCGCGAAGCCAAAGCCGAAGCCGACACGCGUCAUGGGCCUGGAAUUAUCGUGGUGCCAGUAAGCUUUCAAUGGUGAGGGAGGAGCCGAGGAAGAGGAAGCGGCUGAGCUUCUCGACUCACAUGCGCCGCAAAGCCGAAGCAAUUCUGAAGCUCUUGUCCGGUGGCUGCUGCUUCUCUGAAGUUAAGAUUCGUCAGACCAUCGGUGACAGUCCUGACACUAGCAAAGCACUCAGAAUUUUUUCUCUUCGUCGUGGUGUGCGGAGAAGUCGCUCCAAGACGCAAACAAGCUGGAAGACCGUCUCUGGAUCGUCGGGGACGGCGUCGUUCCGAUCUGAGACCACCGCGGAGUCUUCGUGCGUGUCCACCAGCUCCAGUGCGGCUUCAAGCGCGCGAAGCCAAAGCCGAAGCCGACUCGCGUCAUGGGCCUGGAAUUAUCGUGGUGCCAGUAAGCUUUCAAUGGUGAGGGAGGAGCCGAGGAAGAGGAAGCGGCUGAGCUUCUCGACUCACAUGCGCCGCAAAGCCGAAGCAAUUCUGAAGCUCUUGUCCGGUGGGUGCUGCUUCUCUGAAGUUAAGAUUCGUCAGACCAUCGGUGACAGUCCUGACACUAGCAAAGCACUCAGAAUGUUGUUGAAGCUUGAGAAGGUCAAAAGGUCAGGCAUUGGAGGCCGUUACAACCCUUAUAUUUACACGAUAGCGUGAGAAGAGGUAAGCUAAAGGGAACCCGAUUAAGCAUGGCAUGGGUCAUCUUUACGACCCGUUUUAGCUAUCUUGGAUCCACUCCCUUGGUUGGGUUGGGGAA
Prunus avium (sweet cherry) is the source of this 1207-nucleotide messenger RNA. NCBI's taxonomy places the organism in Eukaryota, Viridiplantae, Streptophyta, Magnoliopsida, Rosales, Rosaceae. The record is from RefSeq and is a predicted model, not a curated record.